CGGCGUCAUGCGAUUAGUGUUUAUUGUUACCCGAGCGAGAUCCUGUUCGCGGAUGCCGUCGCCGGCGAAUUUCGCGUAAGGCAGAGUCGUUGUCGCGGUGCCGAUGGUGAUCGACGAUCGACGGCGGCCGGUCGAGCGCGGCCCGCUGCGCUGCAUGGCGCCGGAGGUCUCGACCGGCUUCGGCGAGCGCAUUGAGGAAUACGAUGUGCUGAGUUCAUUGGGCAAGGGUGGCUACGGAUGCGUCUACCGGGCGAUAUGUCUCCGCAGCAAGACAGAAGUUGCGAUCAAAAUGAUCAACAAGAAAAUGAUGCAGGCUGCUGGAAUGAUAGAUAGAGUUAGGCAGGAAGUAAUGAUACAUAUGCAACUGAAAGAUCCAGCUAUCCUGGAGAUGUACACAGGUUUUGAGGAUGCAAAUUACGUGUACCUGGUUUUGGAAUUAUGUCACAACGGGGAGCUUCAGGGUUAUCUCAAAGGCAAAACUCUAUCCGAGGAAAAAGCUGCCGACAUAAUCAGACAGGUAGUAGAUGGCUUGCUUUAUCUCCAUACCAACCAAAUACUUCACAGAGAUUUGUCACUGUCCAAUCUACUUUUGACCAAAAAUAUGCAGGUGAAAAUAGCGGAUUUCGGAUUGGCCACGCAAUUGAAGAAACCAGACGAAAGGCACUUCACAAUGUGCGGCACGCCGAACUACAUCUCGCCCGAAAUUGCCAUGAGAUCUAUGCAUGGACCGGAGGCAGAUGUAUGGAGCUUGGGAUGUAUGUUGUACACCUUGUUGGUGGGCAAGCCACCGUUUGAGACCGAGGCGAUUAGGAGCACCCUAACCCGCGUGGUCAUGGCCGACUACGUGAUGCCGCCUCAUCUGUCGGACAAUGCGAGGGAUCUCAUAGACAAGUUGCUGAAGAAGAAUCCGAAAGACAGGAUACGCCUGCCAAUGAUUAAAAAGCAUGCCUUUAUGACGUAUACAGAAAAGAGGCAUAACGAAAGGAACAAAAAUCUGUUGUCCGAUGGCAUGAUGGAUUCCGGGAUUGGUAGAACAUUUUCGUCGGAUAACAGUCGGCCGCAAAUGCGAACCCGAUCAGAGGAGAGGAUGUCCUCGAUGCCGAUGGUCAGUGUGAGAAGCGAGCCGCUAUCCGAGCCUAUUGCGAAAAUGCACUCGAAUCACGGGGCGAGAUACGCCAAUUACCGCCCGAAGGAGAACUCUUUGAUGAGCGUGCCGAUGCAUCGCAAUAGAGUACAAAGCGAGCAGCAGUACGGCAAUCGCAAUGCCUGCAACGCCUACAACGAGUCCGAGAGACCGAGGAUAAUGGAGAGGAAGCCGAGGAAGGAGAACAUCGUGGAGAACACGCCACAUCGUGGCGUGGAGGAAACUGAGAAGAGCACGAAGUUACAAGUCGAGCCGUUAAAUUCCACCAGGUUGCUGCCUACUAGGCACAGAAACAAGGGCACGAUUCUCACCAUUCUCGACAACGGAGAAGUGUGCCUCGAGUUUAUCAAGCGCAGAAACGGCAUGGAAAAGAUAAGCGAAGUGUGCAGAAUAUCAGGCGACGGUCUGCGAAUCGUUCUCUACAAACCGGACCCGAUUGCGGAGAUUGGUUCGCAACCGCUACCGUUGCCUACUCGGGGCGCCGAUAAUAUUUAUUCACACGAGAAUCUGCCGACGUGCCAUCAUCGGAAGUAUCUUUACGCCCAUCGUUUCGUGAAACUGGUUCAAGCAAAAACCCCAAAGAUAACGCUGUACACUCAACGAGCAAAGUGCCUGUUCAUGGAAAACGGUCUGGAGCCUGACUGCGAAGUGACCUUUUACAACGGAAUAAAGAUUGUCCAGGAGAACAGUGUCGUGAAGAUCACCGACAAUAGCGGCGAAAAGUUUGUCGAGGCUGCAGCCCCGUCGCAUCUCGAAAAUUACUGCGCGCAUUACUCGGAAUGUUACAAGCAUUGCCAGCUAGUGGAAUCCAGUCUGGCAUCUCUGGAGAGAAUCACCGGAGACCCCUGCUUUCCCGUGAUAGUCGGACGACGGCCUAACACGGCCUUGAGUGACGCUCCCUAUCAGGGGAAAGAAAACGUCUCGCCUAUGACAACAAACGGUUUCCCGAUUUUGCCGUCGUUCGACUACUCCAUCAUCUCGACGAUGACUUCCAGAUCGCGCAAGAAUUCCACGCACAAUUCUAACAGUAAUAUGCACAAGAUACCGGUGCCGGGAAUCGACUUUGUCACCAAAUUGUUAUCUGGCGAUAUUAGAGUUGACUACAUGGAUGGAUCCUCCGUGACUGUAAGUCCCAACGGCAACAUACAAGAUUACAGGAGUAGCGACGGCAAAGUUAUACACAUCAAGCAGAAGAACUUGCAGAAAUCGAUCCAGGACAAGCUCCGACUAUUGCCAAGGAUUUUCGAGUAUCUCAAUGAAUCUGAGAAGCAACCGAAGCACAGAGGCAUUCGAUAGCUCCGCAUGAGAAUAUAAAAUAUUUUGUACAGUACAAGAAGAAAUCACCUUUCCGCCCGUGGACCGUAAGCUUGCUAUAGAUUUAUAAAUUGGCGUAAAUUUAUAGAUACAGCUUAUACAAAGCUAAACGCGGCCUUAAGUACGAAUAUUUUCUAAGUAUACAAUGAUAAGAAAUAAAGUAAUAUUUUUAUAUUUGAUAUGCUCGAUUCGAGUUAUACUAUUGCAAUUGUAUAAGGCAAGAAAAAAAAAAGAAAAAAUGGGGAAAACACGUUAAAUGAUGAAAAAAAAACAAGGGAAACAAUAUAUCUUUGAAAGUUCGAUAUUUAUUUUUAUAGAUAUAGAAGACAAGAUGCAAUUGUCAUUACAUAGGAAAAUUUGAGAAUACUUAUAAAGAGUGGAAUAAAAUUGAGAAUUUUACCGUUAUUUUGCACGUUAUCCUUUACACGCAAUACGUGUAAAGGAACAUUCUGCGAAAUCCGGUAUCUACCGCCCCUCAAAGUGACGAACUAUGCAGGUAUAUUUAUUAUAUUAUUAAUAGAAGAUAUAUUUUUUAAGUGGGAAAAACGAAUGUAAUAAAUCAGAUAUAACCACA
Molecule: messenger RNA, 3032 nt
Organism: Wasmannia auropunctata (little fire ant)
Lineage: Eukaryota; Metazoa; Arthropoda; Insecta; Hymenoptera; Formicidae
Gene: SAK
Product: serine/threonine-protein kinase PLK4
Exons: 11
Coding region: 104-2440 (778 amino acids)
Biological process (GO): protein phosphorylation
Molecular function (GO): protein kinase activity; protein binding; ATP binding
Source: RefSeq, a predicted model, not a curated record